GUGGUCAUUGUACCAUGGCCAAAGUUCAAGAACACCUGGACUGAGAGGGCUGAAAUCAUAGAAGCAGGUCUGGUCUAUGUGAGACAACACCUUGACCAGAUGGCAGAGGCAGCGGUGGAGCAAGUAGGGCAACAUUCAUCAGAUGAAGAUGAUUUCUUCUCCUCCAUGAAGUCCAGAAGGUCACAAGGUUUACAGUAGUCAGCCGGAUCCGGGCCGUAUCCAGGUGAGAUCGAGGACGUGCGCCUAGACACGACGACAACGCAGCCCUGAAGUGUCAGCAGAGAUUGUCAACUAGAUCAUCCCCUGUUAAGGCCUCAUCGACACGACAGUCAGUGGCACAGAUUCCCAACAAACUGUCCCAUACUGGCGUGAUGAAUAAGAUCCUCAACUAGAUGGAACUGAAAUAAAUACUUUGACUGUUGCGAUCCCAAUCGGACUUAUGAAAGCUGCCUGAAUCAUAAUCAUGCACUGUUCGCUGUUGGCCAGAGGAGAACUGGCCCCCUGACUAAACCUGGUUUCUCCCAAGGUUUUUUCUCCAUUUUAACACCUGAUUGCCACCUGAUGUCACCUGUUGGAGUUUGGGUUCCUUGCGCUGUCGCCUUUGGCUUGCUUAGUUGGGGACACUUGACAUUUGAUAUUCAACAGUGUUUUGAUCUGCCUGCAUCGACACCAUUGUAUGCGAACUGAACUGAGCUGGAUGAUGACAUCACUGUUUACUCCAGUGCUGAUAUAGAUAAAUUAAAUCAAGCAUUCUGCAUUAGUUCAGGCAGGCCUCGUAGUCAAGCUCCGCUAUCAGCUGAUUCGCAAAUUCCAACCCCACCCAUAUCAGCUGAUCUGAUUUCUAUGGACUCAAUUGGCAACUCUCAAAUAAGGCGCAUUAUUUAAACGCAGCUUCCGUCUCUGUGCUUGCUUGGCUGCUUCCACUGCACGCUGCUUACAAUCAAUCAAGAUAAGUGAAAUGGUCUUUUUAUGCUAUGUCUAUCGUUUUCAUGUGGUCUGCUUUAUCAGUUCAUUACAAAGUAACAAUACAUGAGGUUUAAUUCACAUGUCAGUGAACAGUCUGUUUUAAUACUCAGAGUGAUUUACUAAGCAUAUAAGAAGCUAGUCAAUAUGAGAUUUGCUUUUAUUCAGAGACGAGUUUUGCUGAACUCUAUAAAAGGAAAGAGGAUUUUCGCUUUGUAUUCGCAUAUCAAACGAAGCUUCAGCAAUCAAAGAUUUUGUACAGCAGAAUGCAUAACAAAUUCAGACUGCAUGUUAGCGAAUAUCAACAGAAAUAGAUCGCUAGCAGAUUUGCAGUUAAGUAGACGCUGUGUUUGUGUUACAUGUGCACUCUGUUUUGGACUCAUUUUGGACUUGUUGUUGUUCUAUUUCCCGCCACUAGUCAUUCACCAUGGUAACUGAUCACCUCAUCAUCACAUCCAGCUGUGUCUAAUUACCCACCUUGUUAUCCCAUGUAUAUAUACCCUAUGUUUUCAGUCCAGUGUUGUCCGGUAUUGUUCAUGUAUGUGUUGGUAUAUGUUCCUGCCUGUUCCUAUAUUCUUCUGUGGAUUAUCUAGCAAAAGACUUAUUUGGACUGUAUCUCCUCGUCGUGUGCUUAAUACACCAGCCAUUGUAACAGAAUACCGGACCCAACAGUUAAGACAGAUUGCGGCGUGUUUUUUGUUUUCCGUAUCAGUGUUUUUCGUGUUGCACUUUUCGUUACCGUCACGAUGUACACACCCGCAUUUCUGUUGCUCUGCCUUGAGCAGAAGGACCGCUCCCUCGAGGAACAUUUGGACAAUUUUUUGCUCCUUGCACCAUUGACACAUUACCCGGACAGCAGCCUGCAGGAGCCAGCGACCAGCGGAAUGACCGAGCGUAACAUCGGCACGGAGACGGAGCCCAGCGUGUCUGACCAGGUGUGUGAGUUUGCUGUUACCAUCGCUGAGGGAGACAGUGUGGAAGACGAGGGGUUGGAAGGGAGCCCCGCCCACACUCCCGCCACUGAGAGUGAGUUCCAAGCAAGCACUAUGGACUGUUAUGACUUUGUAGAGGAUUCCCUACCUCAGUUAAUUCCUCCUGAAACUAUCAUUUCCAUUUUGGAUGAAAUGGUCCCGCCCAGCCUCCCUCUCCCACCUCCUCUCCAAAACCCUGAUAAUGACUUUGUUUGUUCUAGUCCCUCUACUAUUCAACCUGUUCUCCAGCCCACAACCUUGCCUGCUACCCAGCCCUCGCUGUCUCACAUCAUGCCCUCAGCUCUACACCAGCCUCCUCUCAGUGGUGUGGCUACACCUGGGGCCUGCUGUGAGCCAGCCUCAGGCGAUGAGGAUUCUGCGGCUCCGCCUCUGGCCUCAGGUCACGUUGUUACACCUCGGCUCAUCGUCCUGACUCCUCCGCCGCUGCUCCUUCCACCCUCGUCUACAGCAGUGACCAUCGAGCGUUCGGCUCCACUGGACUCCCUUGGUCCUGCGACUCCGCCUGGGUCAGACAUCGCCAUCACAUCGCCACGGACCUACGGGUCGUUCGAGUUUCUCCGACCCUCCACCCCUACGGCUCCGAUGGGCACCGCCUUCCCUCAGACUCCGCCUCGGCCCUCAGUCGUUCCAGCUCCACCUCAGCCCUCUGGUACCCUGCUGCUGCCUCGGGGGGUCGUCGCUGCGACUCCGUCGCGGACCUCGAGACCAUCGGCAUCACUCCGCUCCUUCGGCUCUCUGUCUUCACCCCAGGAUCCAUCUACAUCGGCUGCGCUGCUUCCACGCCUCCCCAAGGUUGUUUGGAGCGAUUCACCACCUCGGCUCCUCCCUCCAGCAACGCCGCCGUGGGUCGCUGUCCUGGCUGUGGCCUGGAGCAACAUCUGGACUCCUCUGCUCAAGGCUACUCACUGGAUUUCUCCACCUUCUGCACCUCCCUGGACUCCUGCACUUCGCCUCCUCCCGGUUAGCCAUCCGCCUCCUGAGCCACCUCCUACACCAUCUUCUGCAUCUCAUCUUCAUCUUCCCCUCUCCACGGCGCGAGGACGCGCCUUUCCGGGAGGGGGCGAUAUGUUACAUGUGCACUCUGUUUUGGACUCAUUUUGGACUUGUUGUUGUUCUAUUUCCCGCCACUAGUCAUUCACCAUGGUAACUGAUCACCUCAUCAUCACAUCCAGCUGUGUCUAAUUACCCACCUUGUUAUCCCAUGUGUAUAUAUAUACCCUAUGUUUUCAGUCCAGUGUUGUCCGGUAUCGUUCAUGUAUGUGUUGGUGUAUGUUCCUGCCUGUUCCUGUAUUCUUCUGUGGAUUAUCUAGUAAAAAAUUUCUUGGGACUGUAUCUCCAGAGUCCAGCUUUCAGAGUUCAGGUCCAGCUUAAGUAAGUUCAUUGUGAUAAAAGCUUCGAGUUAAGAAGCGUUUUUCGGCAAAAUUUGAUGAAAGCCUCAAACGCUUCAGAAAGCCUUGGUUUCCCAUCACCAAUUUUAACAGCUUUUUGAUGCAGCUGCACUUCCUUAGACCGCUCGGGCUAAGAUUGAGUGGAGGGGUCUUUGCAUGCUCUCGCGGCCAUAUGUAAUUUAUGAAAUAAAGUGUUCAUACUGCUGUGAGGACCGACAGUCGGUUACACGGUGUGGGGUUUUGGAAGUGACAUCUACAUAUAUGUGAGAUUCACUAUCAAAAUGCAUGGACUGACAUAACAUUGCAAGGGACAGAGAUAUGCCAAGUAGUAAUGCAUUAAUGUUAACACGGACUAAUAGGAUAAUAGAAUAUUAGUUUCAGAAGCUGUUGCUUGCUCAAUAGUAUCUGCAUUAGAGCACCCUCACUAAAUUCGGGAAAAAUUCUGGAUUCCAGAACCGGGCUUGGCAUUCACGUCUAAACCUUUUCUUUUAAUCUACGAAUCAUCAAACAAAGCCUUGUUUGUUUUAAGAAGGGUGUUUACAGUUUUGCAUAGUUUUUACAUAUUAAGUUUAUGCAGCAGCAGCAAGCCAUUUACAUAAAAAAUUACUGCGACUAAGCAUAGUGGACAUGAGAGAUGUUCACUGAUGGGCUUUCUCAUAUAUAGACAUUUUCCGGGGCUUAACUAUUUUCAACGCCUUUUCCCAAUGGGCUGAUAUUUUCAUUUAACCAUUUGUUUCGGGCUGGUUUCAGCUGAAUGAGUGUUAGACGCAUGCUAUCAUCUGCUCUCCAAAUGACCUCCACAUUUAGUAUAGAGGGUUUGUUGUGAUCUUGUGUUUUAAUGGUCAUUGGUUUGCUAGUGUAUGGCAAUGAGCUGCUAUCCGUGCCUGCUAACACCUUGUCAAACGCUCUGUUGUAAUUGAAUCCCAUUGUGAUAGCUUUAUUCUGUGGGGUAAACACUGGUCUAGAACAUUGUUCUUUGCAACAAUGAGGAACCGUUCAUAUUAAUAAGGGACUCUCUUCAGUCCAGAUUACAAACAGAUUUGAAGUUGCCUUAUUGGUUCAGUCAUGGUUAAAUUCAUAUUUCGGGCUGCUCACAUUCCAUGCUUAAACAACCAAUUUCUGAUUCUCUGUCUCGGUUUGAAUUUCAGAAAUUCCACCUCCUGUGUCCAGAGGCAGUGCCAUCAGCCUGGUCUGCCCCCCUUUCAGCCAAACUGUACUAGACUAGAUAUGACCCUUGACCCUUGUAUGACUGCUUGUUUGGUCUCACUUCAGUUCUUCUGUGCCACUUUCUCCAUAGCUGUACUGCCUUCAACCAAAAGUAUGGUCACCUGCGCUGCCUGGAUCCAUGCACCAUUAGUGUACUAGAAAAUCCAUCUAUUUGUUUCCUGCUAACGGGCUUUAAGAGAGAACUCAAGUCAAUGAUCAGCUUUUACCUUUUGCUCACGGUUUUCUCAGAGGUGGCGAGUUUUCCACAUGCACAGAUUCUUUUAAUCUGUCACAUGUCCUCACAAUUUCUGAUGUAUCAAUUUAUUCGCACCACUUCAUAUUUCUAAAGCACUCUAAAACUGAUAGGAACAAGAAAGGAAUAGUCGUUUUUACUUCUGAAUCUAACUCUGCUUUUAUCCUCUGUCAUCUAUGUUGGGCUACUUUUUUUGUUUUGUUUGAGUGAUCUGAAUACAUGCGUUCUCGGCCAAAUCGGCUUAUACAUUAAAGAUUGCAUAUGACCGAACAUUUCACCGUACCAAUCUUUUUUAUGGAUCCUAAAAUUUUGCAUACAGGACAAAUGAGCUGCCCUGAGUCCAAACCCAUGGGGUUCAUCAUCACAUACAUGCGGUUACAUGCAUGAAUCCUGUCAGACAAGCUGUCCGACUUCGCCCUGAUCUGAUUUCCUUAUAUUUCACAACUCGAGGGAUUUUUUUUUGUGGAUGACGUCAUUACGCACACCAUUUUAUUGGUAAAAGGCCAAUUAGAUGGAAACAGGCUGGUGAGAGCAAAUUUCGCAAUUUCUUUUUUAGGCGUAUUCACUUUGUCAAUAAAUAAAAUGCAAAAAUUGGAUGGAAACGUGAAACUUCAUUGUUUUGGAAAUAAUCCAUUAAACAAGUUGCGAUUUGAGGAGUGUGCACUAAUAUUUUCAGCUCCAUUCGUUUGCGCAUUGUCUUAAGGACACGCCCACAAUAGGGGAAAUAUCAUGAAUGUUCAUGUAGCUACACCCACUGGAACAGUUUUUUACUGGAAAUUCAGUUAGUUCAUGCGUUCA
Molecule: messenger RNA, 5600 nt
Organism: Ctenopharyngodon idella (grass carp)
Lineage: Eukaryota; Metazoa; Chordata; Actinopteri; Cypriniformes; Xenocyprididae
Product: proline-rich protein 36-like
Exons: 3
Coding region: 1710-3086 (458 amino acids)
Source: RefSeq, a predicted model, not a curated record